UACUUCAUCGGCUUGCAAACUUUCAACGAGUGUGGAGUUUGCCUCCAAAUGAAAAUACAGGAAAAGAAGUGACUGCUCUUGCUUGGAGACCAGAUGGCAAAAUUUUGGCUUUUGGCCUUACUGAUACCAAGCGGAUUAUUCUGUGUGAUGUUGAAAAACCCGAAAGCUUGCACUCCUUCUCUGUGGAUUCAUCUAUUACUUACAUGCAUUGGAUGGAAGUAACUGAGGAAAGCAGUGUUCUCACUUCCUUUUACAAUGCUGAGGAUGAAUCAAAUCUCCUUUUGCCUAAAUUACCAGCACUACCAAAAAAUUACAGUACCACUGCAAAAAUUUUCAGUGAAGAAAAGUCAGAUGAGAUUAUGAAGCUUCUGGGUGAUGUAAGGCUUAAUGCUCUUGUCCUUGGUGGCAGCUCAGGAUUUAUUGAGAUUUAUGCUUAUGGAAUGUUCAAGAUUGCUACAGUAACUGGGGUGGAAGGUUCUUGUCGUGGACUAUGUUUGUCUAGUGAUUUGAAAUCACUAUCAGUUAUUACAGAGAUAAGAGACUCUUCAGACAGUGAAGCAGAGAUAACAUAUUUUCAGCUGGACACUAGUCUGUUAUCAAGUUACUUACCUGAGGUAACUCGAAUGGCCCGGAAGUUUACUCACAUUUCAACUCUGUUACAGUACAUAAAGUUGUCAUUGACAUGUAUGUGUGAAGCGUGGGAAGAAAUAUUGAUGCAGAUGGACUCACGGCUAACAAAGUUCGUACAGGAAAAGAAUACAACCACUUCUGUUCAGGAUGAGUUUAUGCAGCUGCUGUUAUGGGGCAAAGCAAGUCUGGAACUUCAGGCAUUACUAAUGAACCAACUGACGGUAAAGGGUUUAAAAAAACUCGGUCAGUCCAUAGAGUCUUCCUAUUCCAGUAUACAAAAGUUGGUCAUAAGUCAUUUGCAGAGUGGCUCUGAGGCACUGUUAUACCACUUGAGUGAAUUGAAAGGAAUGGCUUUAUGGAAACAAAAAUAUGAGUCUCUGGGAUUAGAUGCAUCUGGAAUUGAAGAGGCUAUUACUGCUGUUGGUUCUUUCAUCCUGAAAGCAAAUGAGCUGCUUCAAGUUAUCGACAGUAGUAUGAAAAACUUCAAAGCAUUUUUUCGAUGGCUGUAUGUUGCCAUGUUGAGGAUGUCAGAAGAUCAUGUGCUUCCAGAGCUGAACAAGAUGACUCAAAAAGAUAUCACGUUUGUUGCUGAUUUUCUUACUGAACACUUCAAUGAGGCGCCAGAACUUUACAAUCGUAAAGGAAAAUACUUCAAUGUGGAGAGAGUUGGCCAGUACUUGAAAGAUGAAGAUGAUGACCUUGUAUCACCACCUAAUACAGAGGGAAACCAGUGGUUCAACUUUCUUAAAAAUAGUACUCAUCUUAAAGAAAGUCCACUUUUGUUUCCCUACUAUCCUGAGAAAUCACUGCAUUUUGUCAAAAGGCAAAUGGAAGGGGUGAUUGAUCAGUGUUUACAAAAGCCAGCG
This is a messenger RNA of Pelecanus crispus (Dalmatian pelican), 1496 nucleotides long. Lineage: Eukaryota; Metazoa; Chordata; Aves; Pelecaniformes; Pelecanidae. The record is from RefSeq and is a predicted model, not a curated record.